Molecule: messenger RNA, 6215 nt
Organism: Zonotrichia leucophrys gambelii
Lineage: Eukaryota; Metazoa; Chordata; Aves; Passeriformes; Passerellidae
Gene: RAP1GAP2
Product: RAP1 GTPase activating protein 2
Exons: 26
Coding region: 111-2429 (772 amino acids)
Biological process (GO): activation of GTPase activity; regulation of small GTPase mediated signal transduction
Cellular component (GO): cytoplasm; plasma membrane
Molecular function (GO): GTPase activator activity
Source: RefSeq, a predicted model, not a curated record
CGGAGGGGGCGGGAGCGCAGGAACCGGCGCAGCCCCGGGGCCGCCGCUGAGGAGCCGCCGCCGCUCCGAGCGGGGUCUGCGGGCUCGCCCCGCCCGGCGGGACCCCCGGCAUGGCCUCGGGCAAGGCGGCGGGGGAGCGGCGCUGGGAGCUGGUGCGCUGGUACGUGCGAGAGGGCCGCUUCCGCAUCGAGGAGAGGACGCUGACGGCUUUCCAGUGGCUCUACUCGCCCCAGCAGCACCGCAUCGUCAGCAGGGCAGACCUGGGCUCCCCCAGCAGGAUCGACAAGACGAUGCUGGCCAGCCUGAAGAUCAAGAAGCAGGAGCUGCUGAACAGCACGGAUGUGGCCGUCCCGGAGCGGCCGCUGUCCCCCCCGCUGACGGCGCCCCCGACCAUGAAGUCGGCAGAAUUCUUCGAAAUGCUGGAAAAAAUGCAGGCACCAAAACUGGAAGAACAGAGGUCUGGAAGCCAAAAACACAAGGAAGACUACAUCCCGUACCCCAGCAUCGAUGAGAUCCUGGAGAAGGGCAGCCCAUACCCACUGAUCAUCCUGCCCCAGUUUGGGGGCUACUGGAUAGAAGACCCAGAAAACCUUGGCACGCCCACCUCAUCUGACAGCAGCAUCUGCGAGGAGGAGGAGGAAAACCUCAGCCCCAGCACCUAUGGCUACAAGCUGGAGUGCAAGGGAGAGGCCAGAGCCUACCGCAAGCAUUUCCUGGGGAAGGAUCAUUUAAAUUUCUACUGUACAGCCAGCAGCCUUGGAAAUCUGAUCCUUUCUGUUAAAUGCGAGGAGACAGAUGGCACAGAAUAUUUAAGGGUUAUACUCAGGUCUAAAGUGAAGACACUUCAUGAAAGAAUCCCAUUGGCAGGAUUCAGCAAACUCCCGAGUAUUCCCCAGAUUGCAAAGGCCUUCUGUGACGAUGCCUCUGGGCUGAAGUUUAACCCGGUUCUCUACCCCAAGGCAUCCCAGAUGAUAGUGUCCUAUGAUGAGCAUGAGGUCAACAACACGUUCAAGUUUGGUGUGAUCUAUCAGAAGUUCAGGCAGACACAAGAGGAGGAGCUCUUUGGCAAUAAUGAAGAGAGCACUGCCUUCAAGAACUUCUUAAGUUUUCUGGGAGACACCAUAACUCUCCAGGACUUCAAAGGUUUUCGAGGAGGCCUGGAUGUCAGCCAUGGGCAGACGGGAGUGGAGUCUGUGUACACGGUGUUCAGGGACAGGGAGAUAAUGUUUCAUGUCUCCACCAAGCUGCCUUUUACCGAAGGAGACACACAACAACUCCAGAGGAAGAGGCACAUUGGCAACGACAUAGUGGCAAUUAUCUUCCAAGAGGAGAACACACCAUUCGUGCCAGACAUGAUUGCCUCCAACUUCCUGCACGCCUACAUCGUGGUGCAGGUGGAGAACCCUGAGGCAGACAAUACAGUGUACAAGGUGUCAGUCACAGCCCGGGAAGAUGUUCCCUCCUUUGGCCCACCCCUGCCGAGCCCGCCGGUGUUCCAGAAGAGCCCCGAGUUCCGGGAGUUCCUGCUGACCAAGCUCAUCAAUGCUGAGAACGCCUGCUGCAAGUCCGACAAGUUUGCCAAGCUGGAGGACCGGACACGGGCUGCCCUGCUGGACAACCUGCACGACGAGCUGCACGGGCACACGCAGACCAUGCUGGGGCUGGGGCCCGAGGAGGACAAGAUGGAGAAUGGCGGUCACGGAGGCUUCCUGGAGUCUUUCAAGAGAGCCAUCCGGGUGCGCAGCCACUCCAUGGAGACCAUGGUGGGCAGCCAGAAGAAGCACCAUGGCAGUGGCAUCCCAGGCAGCCUCAGCGGGGGCAUUGCCCACAACAGCGGCGAGGUGACCAAGACCACCUUCUCGCCCCCUGUCCCAGCUGUUGCUGCCAAGAACCAGUCCAGGAGCCCCAUCAAGCGCCGCUCAGGGCUGUUCCCCCGCCUGCACACGACAUCGGAGAGCCAGGCGGAGAGCAGGACAAGGUGCGACAGUGUUUCUGGAGCCCAGAAGACACCAGAUUUGGGACAUUCUUCCCAAGAGAUGAAAUCUGAAACCUCAUCCAAUCCCAGCUCCCCUGAAAUAUGCCCCAACAAAGACAGGCCUUUUAUCAAGCUGAAAGAGAACGGGCGGUCGAACAUCUCCCGUUCCUCCUCCAGCACCAGCAGCUUCAGCAGCACGGCGGGGGAGAGCGAGACCCUGGAGGAGUACGACAGCGUGGGGAGCCAGCCCUCCACGGCGUCACCGUUCAAGCAGGAGGUGUUUGUGUACAGCGCUUCGCCCGGCAGCGACAGCCCCGGCGCGGGGGCCGCGGCCACCCCCGUCAUCAUGAGCAGGAGCCCCACAGCAGAUCUAAAGAACAGAAAUUCUCCAAGGUCCAACCUGAAGUUUCGCUUUGACAAGCUCAGCCAUGGCAGCUCCAGCCUGAGCCACUAGCAGGAGGAAGUCAUGAGCUUGUCACAGAAUGUUUCAACAAAGGGAAAAAUCUUCAACACCCCAUGGAGCUCACACGCCCGGGCCAUGGGCAGCGAGGUGCCCUCGCCUGCACACCAGAACAGAGCUCUCACCUUGCUGCAGCCCUGUCCUGACAGGGACAGCCACCUUCUCACCCUGCGCUGUGCAGCACAGCCCCGUGCCCCUCUGUGUGCAGGAGGGGACUGUCCCUGCCUGUGCUGCACUCCUGGCCAGGGCCGUGUCCCCUUCUGGUCACCCUGUGCUUGCCCAGUGUGCCGCAGCUGGUGGCACUGUCCAUCCCCCUGUCCCUGGGUUGCCUGGCAGCUCCUUCUGGGCAGAGGGGCAGCAGGAGAGACCUCCACAUAGUUUAGGUCCCUGCAUGCUUUACUUGCAGUUACCAGUGGGGAAACAGGGGUUUAUGUUUGUUUUUUGAAGGGUGGGGUCAGGCCAUGGUUAGGUGUUAGUGGCUCUGGGGCAGUUUGCCCUCCAUCAUCGUUUGCUGUUGCUCUUCUCUGGGGACAAUGGGGCAGAACCUCCCAGGGGGGUCCUGGGCAGCUCUCCCUGGAGUGGGGUCUGCAGGGUCCCUCCAGCCAUCCCCCAGCUCCUGCCUACACCCCAAAACUCUUGGGGCAGAGGCAGCCCCUCGCUCCAGACCUGCUCAGUUUCUUGUACGCGAGGCAGUGAGUGACUUGGCCCAGGGAGGGGAGCUGGGGACAGAGCCAGCUCAUCCUCCUUGGCAGGUUCAUCCUGCCUGCUUUGUCCCUGCCUGACACUGGGCACAGGCCUGGGAAAGGUGACCCAAAGCUGUGCUGUAUUACGGCUUUAGCUUUUCUUAGUGCUAGAACUGGAACCAGAGGGGAUUUACCUGGUGGGCUCUGCUUUUCCCUAUGGCUUGGAUCACCAGGCAGGAAAAUGCAUAAAACUCUGGUGAUUUCGGAGGCAUUAGGCUGCUCCAGCCCUUACAGAGUCUGUCCUGCUGCUUUUGAGCAAACUCUUGUUAUUAUGAAAGGAUUAUAGAUUCUGCAAGGUAACUCUCCGAUAAUGCCCUUUCCCAGAAAAUACCUCUCUCAAUAUGCCAAGAAAUCCUUUUGCUCUUUUAUGGAGCUUCAUGUGAAGUUUCCUGAAGCCUGUCCGUAAAUUUCACAUUGCCCAUAGAUUUCCCUUACCCAUUUUCUGGAAGACAGGCCAUGAUGCUGCAGAGAUAUCCCCCCUGUCCCCCCAGCCUGUGACCUUUGGACACCCUCAUGAAAUCAGGUUCUCAGUCUCAAGUGAACGCAGUUCUUCAGGUUUGUGAUUCCUACUGAGAGCAGGACUUUGAGUGCCAAAGCCGCCUUCCCCCGUGGGAGCGCCAAGAGCACAAAGCGCCUGGCAGAGGUUUCAGAGGGGCAGAGCUGUGCUCCCGGAGCAGCCCUGGCUGUGCCUGCUCCUGCUCCCCUCUCCGGGGCCACUGCUCGUGGGGUUCAGCCACCACCUGCCCUCCUGCUGUCAUCUCCCUGGCCAGAGGCGAGCCCAGGCCAGCAGGACGUGCUCUGCUCACCCUGCUCCUGCAGGGAGGUGCUCUCCAAGAGCCUUAGACCCGGUUCACACAGGUGCUGGAAUUAAUCCAUGGGGAAGGCUCUGAUGUAGCUAUGAUGGCGGGGGGGAACCAAGUUAAAGAAGGAGAACAGUUGUGAAAAGGCAGGGAACAGUUUCACCGGCCCUAAGUGCUGUGUAGGACUAGUAAAUACCAAUAACUCCCGUGGGGAUGCUCCCUCCUGCUCCCAGCCAGCUGCAUUUCAAUAGGGUUUAAGCCUACAGUUUCCUUUGGAAGGGGAGCAUGCCGUGUGCUCAGCCCAGCCCGCAGCUGUAGGUGUCUCAGGAUCACACAUUUGCUGCUCAGCGCUUGUCUGAUGAUGCUUCAGUAGCACUUUCAAACCCACCCCCAAUUUGCCUCUUAGAAGCUUUGGUCUGAUUUCCUGAGGCUGCACAGUGAAACACUGACUGGUGCAAUGACUUGCUCCCAGGGUCUGCUCUGGGGUUUUUUUCCUCUGAGAAGUCACUCGGUUCUGUAGAUGUUGUCAUUCCUGUGGGUGUUGAUCUCCGUGAGAUCUUUCAGCAGAUGAUGCAGUGGCUACUGUCAGCUGGUUUGCCAUUUUUGGUUGUUUUGUUGCUUUCUUUUUUUUUUUUUUUUCAAUUGAAACUGUGGCUUUCUUUUUUGACCUAGAUAGAUUUGGGAAUUAUUCGAACGGGACUAACAGGCAGAGAACAGUGUGAAGCCUCAGGGAGGGUUGCAGUGCUCUGGGCUUCUCUCCCUGCCCGCGCGCCGGAGCAGCGCUGGCGCCGGGUUUGGCUCCUGGGUGCGUUUCCUUAGCACUCCUCGCCAGGGGAUGGAGCCCGCUGUGUCCCCUCCAGCAGCGGGGUCCCCUGCCCUGCCCUGCCCUGCCCUGCCCUGCCCCGCUCCUGCCGCAUCCCGGGCACUUCCGCGCUGCCAGCGGCCGUGCAGGUGCUCCUGUAGAUAUCUUGCAAAAUGUUUUGUGCUCUUAAGUGACACUUACACAUCUAUACAUAUAUGAAAGGGAUAUAUAUAUAUAUAUGUAUAUGUAUAAAAUAUAUAUAUUUAUAUAUAUAAAGGAAAGGAUCCUUAACUGACACUAGAAUUACUGGGCAGUGCAUUUUCCUUUCUGAUUCCACUGUUUCCAUGCACACAGCUUCUGUCCUCCUCACAAGUGACAUGGCAGAGGGAGCAGAGGGGGCUCAGAAAUGCCUUAGGGGGGUGAUGGGGCAGCCCCCGCUGUGCGGAGGCGUCUCUGGGGGUCUCUGACCCCUCUGCAGAGGGGUCCCUGUGGCUGGGGGUCUCUGUGGCUGGGGGUCUCUGGGGGUCUCUGUCCCCUUGCAGAGGGGUCCCUGUGGCUGGGGGUCUCUGGGGGUCUCUGACCUCCUCUGCAGAGGGGUCCCUGUGGCUGGGGGUCUCUGGGGGUCUCUGUCCCCUUGCAGAGGGCUCUCUGUGGCUGGGGGUGCUCCCCCUGUGCCUGCUGGUGCUGCAGCCCCUCGCUCGGCCCAGCCCAGGUGCAGCUGCACCCCUGGGGCCGCUGCUCCGGGUCCGGUGCGGGACCUUUCCCUGCGGGGGCAUCGCCUCCGCCGGGGCCGGUGCGCGGCUGCCCCGGGCUGGCACAGCCCUGCCCUGCCCUGCCCUGCCCUGCCCGGGCUUCCCUUCGGCAAAGCGCUUGGCACGCACUCGCAUCGUCUCCAAAGCGCCCAGAGCCGAAGCACAACAGGAAUUGCUUUUUGUGAGGGAAGCAGGGCAUCGCAAGCACAAACUCCGUUUCUUGCCCGAGCUCUGAGGGUCCCCGGGAGCGGCAGGCGAGGGCCCCGGGCUGUUUGCGCCGCCGGGGGCUGUGCCGGGCGGCUCCCUCGGCUCGGGCGGUGCCGGUGCCCGGCGGGUCCCGCUCUGUCGCUGCCCCGCUCGGCCCUGCCCGGCCCCGCAUGCUCCCACCGCCCCGGUGAAUGUAGCGCUGCAAAGGGAACGCUGCGCUUGCAGCAGAGAAUGCGAGGAGAGUUUAUAGAGUGACUAUGAAUCCUGGAGAAAUGUAUCUGACAAAGUUUAUUUUUGAUGUAGAGAGGCAGUGCUUUGUAGUUUCUGGUGACCUAUGUCUGUUGUAAAUAAUGUAUAUUUAAUUUAUUGCUAUGGUAGCAGAUUGUUAUGUAUAAAACUAAAGGUUCACAAAUGUAUAUUUUGUUGCUUAAAUGUGUCUUUGCAAAAUUCACAAUAAAUAACAUAUUUUGUGUCCA